UUCCGGAAUAUCUCAAUGGUGUGUUGUUUUGGAUUCCGUCAUUUAGUGUGCCUAAGAUCGUAAUGAGGCUAAAUCACAGAAAGCUGUUGACCUGUCACUUAUGCAGACAAUUCAGGUCAAUCUUAGCACAGAAACAUCCCUCCGCAUCAGUCACUGGGGUCCGAUCCCUCUCUGAUAAUAAGAAGGGAAAUGGUGGCAAUUCAUAUGAAGAUGAUUACAUUUAUGAUGAAGAGGGCAAUGAAAAAAUCCGGCCUGGAGGUGGAAAACCAAGGGACCUGGGUAAAGUUCUCAAAGAUUCCAUAUCCAGAGUCCUCUCCUCAAAGCAGGACAUUCCGCGGACGACCAAUGUGGCUAUCGUUGGAGGAGGAUUGGUGGGGUCUGCAGCGGCCUUCUUCACUGCACACAAACAAAAGAAAAAUGAACACAGUAUUGUUGUCAUAGAAAAAGAUCCCAUGUACACAAGAGCUUCCUCCUCGCUAUCAGCUGGAGGAAUAAGGCACCAGUUUAGUGUACCAGAAAAUGUCCAGAUGUCCAUGUUUACCACAGACUUUCUCAGAAACAUCAAAUUCUUUUUAGGAGAGUUAGAUGAGGCACCUCCUGAUGUGCAGUUUAAUCACCAUGGUUACUUGUUCCUAGCACCUCGAGAGAAAUCUGCAAAAUUGGCUGAACUAGUGAAGAUGCAAAAGUAUUUAGGUGCAGAGGUUGAGCUCUUUUCAGCAGGCAUGCUCAAAGAAAGGUUUCCGUGGUUGAAUCUUGAUGGAAUAGAAGUGGGUUCUUUAGGUUUACAUGGAGAAGGGUGGUUUGACCCCCAUUCUCUCUUGGCUGCUCUAAAGAGGAAGAAUUUAAGUCUGGGUGUCCAGUAUGUUGAUGCUGAAGUUGUGGGAUUUACUAAGAAGUAUGAUAAAAAGGGAGUCUCAGAUCGCUACAUGUUAGCCUCCAUAAUCUCAAAGGAUGCAGAUGGUGCAAUGUAUGAGACAACAUGUGGUCAGGUGGUGAAUUGUGCUGGACCCUGGGCAGCAGAAGUAGCAGAGAUGGCAGGAGUUGGUACAGAACAGGGGCUUCUGUCCAUCCCCUUACCUGUACGACCAAGGAAGAGGUUUGUGUACGUCUUUCACUGUCCUAAUGGCCCUGGUAUCAGUACACCUCUAACUGUAGACACGACAGGGACAUACUUCCGGAGGGAGGGGCUGGGAGGCAUGUAUAUAUGUGGGGCAUCUCCAGAAUCAGAGGCCGAGGAACCAUCUAUUGAUAAUAUGGAUGUUGACUAUGACUUCUUCAAUGAAAAAAUAUGGCCUAGAUUAGCUCACCGAAUUCCAGCAUUUGAAAAUAUCAAGUUAAAAAGUGCUUGGGCAGGUUUCUAUGACUACAACCUCUGGGACCAAAAUCUGAUUAUAGGACCACAUCCAAUGAUACCAAACUUUUAUUUUGCCAAUGGAAUGAGUGGACACGGCCUUCAGCAGUCAGUCUGUAUUGGAAACGCCAUCAGUGAAAUGCUGUUGAAGCGAAAGUACAAAUCUGUGGACCUAAGUAGAUUCUCAUUUGAAAGGAUUAUUGAGGGAGAAAAAGUGUGUGAAGAUUUUAUUGUGUGAUAUCUUAUAUAAUAUCAAUGGCUUUCUUGUGAUCAAAUUUUAUGGAAUUCAUACUAGUCCUUGAGCCAUUAUAUUCAGACUGGUCAUUUAUGGCAAAAAAAUAUACCCAGGGGGUAAUAAUACACUGUACAUUAGUAGAAUCUCGGGCACCACCUAUUUCUGCCGUAGAGAAAUAUUGAGAAGGGAGAUAACUUAAAACUUUGCAUUUGAAGUUGGAAAAAAUUGAAUUAUUCCCCUUUAUAUUGUAAAAAAAAAAGUAGUCUAAGAAAGACAACUCUUGCAUUAAAAACCCUUACCUGUUUCAUUUUUUGCUCAAGAAACAAAGGAUUUUUUCCUUGUCUUAUCAUCAUUUUUGUUGAGAUGUUUUACAAUCAUUACACAGAUUUUUUGUCAGGGAUAUGAUUACUCAUCCUCAAUAUUUUAUGCCAGCAAGUUUUUUAACUUCUAUACAUAAAAAAAAAUGUACUUAAUCAAGCAUAACAUCACUGGUCUGGGAAUUUUGUUAUAAAAAGUCCAUGGUUUAAUAUCAUUAUUCACAUUGAAUGGUGUUUUAAGUUUAUCAGUUUUAACUUUAUAAGAUUUUUUGUUUUCUUUGUUUGUUAGAAUGGGCAUUUUAUAUUUUGAACUAAGAUUUAAUGUAUGCUAAUUUUU
Saccostrea cuccullata (small rock oyster) is the source of this 2240-nucleotide messenger RNA. Its product is annotated as FAD-dependent oxidoreductase domain-containing protein 1-like. Gene Ontology annotation, biological process: mitochondrial respiratory chain complex I assembly. NCBI's taxonomy places the organism in Eukaryota, Metazoa, Mollusca, Bivalvia, Ostreida, Ostreidae. The record is from RefSeq and is a predicted model, not a curated record. Bases 63 to 1589 code for a protein of 508 amino acids. Gene Ontology annotation, cellular component: cytoplasm. Gene Ontology annotation, molecular function: oxidoreductase activity. The transcript has 11 exons.